Messenger RNA from Sander lucioperca (pikeperch), 884 nucleotides. RefSeq lists its product as uncharacterized. Bases 135 to 884 code for a protein of 249 amino acids. The record is from RefSeq and is a predicted model, not a curated record. The transcript is spliced from 5 exons. Lineage: Eukaryota; Metazoa; Chordata; Actinopteri; Perciformes; Percidae. Gene Ontology annotation, molecular function: protein tyrosine kinase binding; MHC class II protein binding. Gene Ontology annotation, cellular component: membrane raft; external side of plasma membrane. Gene Ontology annotation, biological process: T cell activation; interleukin-15-mediated signaling pathway; positive regulation of ERK1 and ERK2 cascade.
UAACAGAGGAGAUGAAGUCAUUGUUAGGAAGUGACUCUAUCAUUAUCACAGGAAGUAGAUGCUAAAUUCAUGUUUAAGAUGCAGCGCAUCAGAGACUUUGACAGUUGAAAGGGUGAGACUGAGAGAGAAGCACGAUGGAUCAGAUCAGAUGGAUUAUAAUGUCUUCAUUUCUGAUGCUGCUGGUUCAGUUUAAAGCAGUGGCUGGGAAGUUAUCCUUCUCCACUGUCAGAGGUGGAGAUGAAGUCACUUUGUCUUGUGAAGGUGUGACAGAUGAUCAGGAGAAGUGUAACAGUACUACCUGGUUUUUCUGGGAUAGAAGAAACACAGUAGCACUGUUUGAACACGGGCAGAUUCAAAAAGGAGCCAAAGCUAAAUCAGACAGACUGAGUGUUACAGAUAAAUGUUCUCUGGUUAUAAAGAAGGUCACAGAUGAGGAUGCUGGCCGUUACACCUGCACACAAUUCAGAUCAGGAGAACAACAUGGUGAAGACACUGAGGUUGAUCUGUUUGUUGUUACCAUGACUGAAGAGAAGAACGAUGAUACGGUCACCUUGAACUGCUCUGUGUCGAGAUAUUGGUGUGAACACACAGUGAAGUGGCUGUAUGAGGGUGAUGAGACUGACGUGGAGACAACACAGCUUGACUGUUCAGGCUAUGUGACAUUUACAUCUGAUCUUAAUCAGAAGUCAAAGUAUUACAAGUUAUUGAAAUGUGAAGUGAAUCAUGUUAACACUGGAGAAGUGCAGCUGUUCAGCUUCAUCCCUCCUCAGUCCUCAGGUGAGAAACCAGGCUGGUGGAGGAUCAUCGUCGUGCCUCUGGGUUUAGCAACACUCAUAAUAAGUGUUGUGGCGGUCAACGUAUGGGCAAGAGCUGAAGGAGCAUGA